AUGAUGGGAUUUGAAUUUGCCAAUUAUUGUAAUAGUUAUCUUCAGAAACACGGUCUUGCCACUCGAACCAUCUCCAAAAUUGAUAGUAAUCCAGCCAAGUCUAAACAUCUUGAAACUGCGACAACCAAACUCUUUGAUCAAGAAAUUGACUUUUGUAAUUUACGCACUGAAAUUUACACAGAAGAUAGUAGAAUCCCUUCUGAAGUGACUUUUGGAACACCAUCUGAAGAUGCUUAUCGACGUGACACAACUAUCAACAGUUUAUUCUAUAAUAUCAACACUGAAACUGUGGAAGAUUUUACCAAUCAAGGCCUUUCUGAUCUUUCACUUGGACUUAUUCGUACACCACUCGCUCCUUAUGAAACAUUUCGAGAUGAUCCUUUACGAGUUCUUCGAUGUAUUCGUUUUGCUAGUCGGUUUGGAUUUGACAUGGUACCUGAAUUAUUAGAAGCCGCAAAAGAUGAAUCUAUCAAGGAUGCAUUGGUGAACAAAAUUAGCAAAGAACGUAUUGGAACUGAAAUCGAUAAAAUGCUAAGUGGUCCUUCACCAUUAUUAUCUUUACAAUUGAUUCAUCAAUGUGGAUUAUAUUCAACUGUGUUUGAGGCACCAACCAUUCUAUCAUCCCCUCCUGAUGAUGCUUCGCAAGCUGUACGUGCAGCUGGAGUCGUCCAAUGGCUAUUAUUAGAUCAGUGCAACUUGUCAUCAUUAUCACCAAACACAAUAUCAACAACAUCAUCAUCAUCAUCAUCAUCAGUACGGAACACAGCUACCAAAGAUGAAAAGCGUAUACUAUACCUUGGUGCCACAUUAUUACCAUACUUAUCGGUGAUGUCUGAAUUCAAGAAACGUCCCAUUCCUGCUGUUCAGUUGGUUCUACGUGAUUCUCUCAAAUCAACAAAUCAUGAUGUCAAUACUAUCUCUACUUUAUAUCGCGGCAUUCCUUUACUCCAGCAAGCUGUCAAACAAUUGGAUGAACAACAAACUAUUUCAAGGUCGGAUCUUGGCAUGAUGAUUCGUGAUAUUGGAUCACUUUGGCAAACCUGUUUGAAAUUAUCUCUAGUACAUGAUUUGUUAUCCACUCUUACUAACGUAACAUGGGAUCGUUCUGAAACUUUAGAUGCAAAUUUGAAUGCUUCUGCUACAGUGAUUGUGGAUCGAUAUCAGAGAUUAUUAACGUUGGCUUAUCAAUAUAAUAUUCAAGAUGCUCAUAGUUGGAAACCUAUGAUGGAUGGGAAGAAAACAACACAACUUUUGGGUUUGAAGCCUGGACCAGUCGUACAACAACUUUUGAAAGUAAUGAUGAUAUGGCAACUGGAGCAUCCUGAAGGUACACUGGACGAAUGUGCAACUAUGAUGAAAUCUUAUUGGGAUGAAAAGAAACAACAACAAUCUUGA
Molecule: messenger RNA, 1395 nt
Organism: Halteromyces radiatus
Lineage: Eukaryota; Fungi; Mucoromycota; Mucoromycetes; Mucorales; Cunninghamellaceae
Exons: 4
Coding region: 1-1395 (464 amino acids)
Biological process (GO): tRNA 3'-terminal CCA addition
Molecular function (GO): RNA binding; ATP:3'-cytidine-cytidine-tRNA adenylyltransferase activity
Source: RefSeq, a predicted model, not a curated record